AUGUCAGAAGAGCUUGGUGAUGAUGACGACUAUCUCUUUGAGAAGUUUGUAGCAGAGACGAACGCAAGAUCAGCUAGAGAACAGGCUCAUGAGACCCAACAGAGUGAUGAGGAAUUGCAGCAGGAGUUAAGGGUUGCCAUUGAUAACAUCAUUCACACACUGGAAAGAGAGAUGCAAAGAGAACCACACCCAAUGAGAGAUGUACAACCAAGAACAAGAGAUGAAAACGGGAACAACAAUCAAGAAUCUUUAUUUGUACAACGAAGACCCUAUUUGAGACUUCUAAUUACGAAUCUACUGUUAUUUGACUAUUUUGUAGUCGUUCUUCUUUUCCCCUUCUCACUCUACAACAUUUUAAGAUGUGGAUUUAGCAUUAUGACUCUAUCAGAGAACGAUUUUUUUUCCGAAGUGGUAACGUACUGCCGUCACGUCAAGAUAUUUGGUGAUGAUGGUAAAUCUCUAUUGGUCUAUGGUGAAAGUAAUCUCGGACUAUUGGGUAAAUUCCAUAACAUAGUGGUUUUCUAUACCUCACCAUUGGCUAGGUAUCUGGCUAAAUGGGUACCCGUUGCCUCCGAUCACUUGAUCCGGCAGAUUUAUGUGAAAUUUUACCAGUAUUUGGUUAAAAGCUCUACAGUAUUUGUCUAUUUGACAUAUGGUGUCGGAGGGACCGUCUAUCUGGCAAUGGCUGGUUUUUUCUUUGCAGUUUGCAUUGCCAUUACUCUAAUUAGGCGGUACAAGAAUGUACAUAGGAUGGUUGCUGGCAGCCUUGAAACCGCUACAAGGAUACCCGGGGUGUGGUGA
Molecule: messenger RNA, 801 nt
Organism: Zygosaccharomyces rouxii
Lineage: Eukaryota; Fungi; Ascomycota; Saccharomycetes; Saccharomycetales; Saccharomycetaceae
Gene: ASI2
Product: Asi2p
Exons: 1
Coding region: 1-801 (266 amino acids)
Source: RefSeq, a predicted model, not a curated record